AUGGGGCAGGACUACAACGCGCGCAAGUCUGCCAAGAAGGGUCGCAAGCGCAUGGCGCGCGACGGGGCCCCGAGCGACGUGCAGGGCAAGCGCGUGCGAAAGAAGAACCAGCCCCGCCGCCUGUGCAGGGGCCCCUGCUACCAGCCGCCGACCCUGACGGAGGAGGACCGCGACUGGGACGGCCGCGAGGACGGCAGCGGCAGCGACGACGGCUUCGACGCCGCGCCCGCACGCGGCCCUUCCUCUGUUGCCUUUGGCGGCCCCGGUGGCGCGGGCGACGACAGCGACGACGAGGCGGCGAUCAGGAAGCAUCAGGAGAAGCACGAGAGGGACGAGAAGAGGCGGGCGGAGGCCAAGGCGGUGGCGGCCGCGGAGAGGGGCGCGAGGAUGACGACCAGCGUCCGGUUGCUCGACCCCUCGGCCCUCGCGGCGCAGGCGAAGGCGAUCCGGGACGGCGGCAAAGGCGAGGGGAAGCCGAAGGGUCAGGAGCGGCGCCCGCGGGGCGAGGGGGAGGGGGAGGAGGGGGCUGCGGCGGCGCAAGAGGUGCCCGAGGCGCUGAAGGGGUACCCCCCGCUCGUGGCUGCCUGCAUGGCCGCGCUGGGGUUCUCGGAGCCGACGCCGAUCCAGGCGGCGGCCUGGCCGCCGGCGGCGGCGCGGCGGGACGUGCAGGCCGUCGCGGAGCCGGGGAGCGGCAAAACCAUGGGGUAUCUCAUACCCGCGUUCAUGCGCAUCAGCGAGGCACGGGAGGCCGGGCGGCAGGCGGCGGCGGGGGCGGCGGAUGCGGCGGCCGCGGCGCCGCUGGCGCUGGUGCUGGCGCCGACGCGCGAGCUGGCUCUGCAGGUCGCCGGCGCGGCGCGCGCGCUGCGGGCGCCGACGCGCGCGGCGAGCGCGGUCGUCUACGGCGGCGUGCUGCGGGAGCGGCAGAUCGAGGCUCUCUCCAAGAACCCCCAGCUCCUGGUGGCCACCCCGGGCCGCCUCCUCGACCUCGUCGACGCGGGCGCCCUCAACCUCGGAUCCGUCGAGUGCGUCGUGCUCGACGAGGCCGACAAGAUGCUCAACCUCGGCUUCGCGCCGCAGCUGGACCGCCUCCGGUGCAUGCUGCUGCCGCCGGCGGCGCCGGACGGCGGCGAAGGCAAAGAAGAUGGGCCAAGGAAGAAGAAGCGCAAGGGGCAGGCGGAGGGUGGAACGGUCGCGGCCGACAGGGCGGCGCGGCGGCGGCGGCCGCAGGUGCUGCUAUUCACGGCGACGAUGCCGCGGGAGGUGGAGGUGACGGCGGGCGCGUGGCUGGCGGCGGGGGCGGCGCGGGUGCGCAGCGCGCCGUCGGCCGAGUCGAUCAGCAAGACCAUCACGCAG
Monoraphidium neglectum is the source of this 1353-nucleotide messenger RNA. Its product is annotated as ATP-dependent RNA helicase DED1. The annotation marks the transcript as partial. The transcript has 3 exons. Gene Ontology annotation, molecular function: ATP binding; nucleic acid binding. NCBI's taxonomy places the organism in Eukaryota, Viridiplantae, Chlorophyta, Chlorophyceae, Sphaeropleales, Selenastraceae. The record is from RefSeq and is a predicted model, not a curated record.